Molecule: messenger RNA, 2051 nt
Organism: Python bivittatus (Burmese python)
Lineage: Eukaryota; Metazoa; Chordata; Lepidosauria; Squamata; Pythonidae
Gene: NT5C3B
Product: 5'-nucleotidase, cytosolic IIIB
Cellular component (GO): cytoplasm
Molecular function (GO): magnesium ion binding; 5'-nucleotidase activity
Source: RefSeq, a predicted model, not a curated record
CUUGAGGGAGGAGGGAAAAGAAAGGAAGGGUUCUGGCCUCGCGUGACCCAGUUAAGAUGAAGCCUCUGCUCGAAUUUCAGACGCGUAGCUAACGAGUACAGGAGGAGGAGGAAGAGACGCCUACGCAGCUCAGAGGAACCCUCCCGCCUCGCGGUCGGGUCGUCCACUUUCUGCAUUCCUCCACCCUUCUGGGAAGAACCCGGCAGGCCUUCUGCUUGCAGCUGCAGCAACUAUAGGACCGGCGUCAUGGUGCCUGAGUUGCAGAAAAUAACUGUCCGGAUGAAGAAUCCUGAACAUGUAAAAAAUAUAGUUUCAGCACUCAGGAAAGGUGGAGCAGCAAGACUCCAGGUCAUUUCUGAUUUUGACAUGACUCUGACUCGGUUUGGCUUCAAUGGGAAGCGCUGUCCUACUUCACACAAUAUCAUAGAUAACUGCCGGGUCAUCAGCGAAGAAGGCAGAAAAAAGCUAAAAGAUUUACUCCAUCAUUACUAUCCUAUUGAAAUUGACCCUUAUCGGACUGUGGAGGACAAACUGCCUCUCAUGAUAGAAUGGUGGACUAAAGCUCACAACCUCCUGUCCCAGGAAAAGAUUCUGAAGAGUGAUAUUGCCCAAAUAGUGAAAGACUCAGAUGUUAAACUCAGAGAUGGCUUCAACGUUUUCUUUGACCAGCUGCAUGAGAGCAAAGUUCCCCUGUUCAUCUUUUCGGCAGGUGUGGGUGAUGUGCUAGAGGAGAUAAUUCAUCAGGCUGGUGUAUUCCACCCUAACAUCCAUGUGGUCUCCAAUUAUAUGGACUUUGAUGACAGUGGUGUUUUGCAAGGUUUUAAAGAUCCCCUCAUCCACAUCUAUAACAAGAACAACACAGUCCUGAAGAACUCAGAGUAUUUCCAGCAACUCUGCACAAGAACAAACAUCUUACUGCUUGGAGAUUCCAUGGGUGACCUCACUAUGGCAGAUGGCGUUGCUGACAUGGAGAAUAUCCUCCGGAUUGGCUUCCUGAACGACAGGGUGGAAGAACAGCGGGAGAAAUAUAUUGAGGCUUAUGAUAUUGUGCUGGAGAAAGAUGAAACAUUGGAUGUAGUAAAUGGUAUUUUACACUUCAUCCUGGCCCAAACUCAAGAUGCAUACUCCCCUAGCUCUUGAUGACUAGUUGCCUUUUGGAAAAUUUCCCUCAUUGUUUUUUGACAUUCCCACAAUCAUAGAAUUAAUUAGGGCCCGGCUAGCAUUAAUCUUAUUCUUAUAUCUACUAUAUUCCUAAUUAAAAAGCCAUCAUAAUUGUACAAAGAUAUAUACUAAUUUUGUAGUCAAUUUUCUCUUGGCCAAAAUGCAACAGAAUCAGGACUUAGUUUGACUAUUGAAACAUUAGAACAAUAUGGUGGUGAUAUUAUGGAUUAGACUUGUCUAUUGUCACUCCCCUUCUCUUAAAAUAGAAAGAUAAGCUAGUGGGGAUAAUGUGGUGCAGCCUACUUUUAAGCUACAUUACAAUUAUUGAAAUAACCCUGCUGUGGGAAACCAAUUUUGUAUUAUUGGUGAUGCUGCUUUAUGCAGAAGAAGCUGACUUGUGGAAUGUUGGGUCGAAGGGCUUUCCCGGGUGAAUAGCUUUGUUGGAAUCCUAUACGUUUGGGCAUGUUCUAAAUUGGCUGUGUGGAUGAAGUUAAGUAGCAGGUGUAAUAUAAACUGCCUUUAAGAGUAAGAAUGCAUACUGGCCCCAGUAGCUCUUGAGCUUUUUUCAAUUACAGUUAACGUGUAACAAAUAAGCUUAACCCUGAUAAUUAAAAAGUGUGUAUAACAUGAGUCUUUGCUUGAAUUGUAUGCAAACUAUUGGAUUUCUGAUGCUCUGUAUUUUGGUUUUGUGAAACAUGUUUUCCAAAAUGUUUUUGAACCACAAAUGGCCCAGAUCCAGCUUUUCCACAAAGUUUUCAACAUUUUUUUAUUCAAAAGACAUGUAAAUAUAAUAAAACAAAUGUCUUAUUUUGAACAUUUUGGUAUGCCUAUUUUAUUUUGUUCCAUCUGCUUUAAUUGAACCAAUUUUUUAAAAGUUACCAUAGCACCAC